Molecule: messenger RNA, 866 nt
Organism: Dinoponera quadriceps
Lineage: Eukaryota; Metazoa; Arthropoda; Insecta; Hymenoptera; Formicidae
Gene: Jhbp2
Product: protein takeout-like
Exons: 4
Coding region: 1-756 (251 amino acids)
Source: RefSeq, a predicted model, not a curated record
AUGAAGAGUGCCGUAUUAUUGUGCGCGUGUUCGCUGCUGAUCAGCGUCGGGGCCGUCGGCAGGUACAGAGGCCUGGAAUUCUUGGACCCGUGUCCCAGGAGGGAUCCCAAGCUGGAAGCCUGCCUCGCCAGGUCGGCCAAUGUACUUACCGAGCAUUUCCGUCAAGGUCUACCGCAGCUGGGUUACCCCGAGGUGGAACCAAUUAUCUUAGACGAGUUGCACAUCUCGCUUGGCGGCGGUCCGGACGGCUACAGGGCGCAAUUCAAGGAGAUUACCGCAAAGGGUGUUUCCGCUCUGCGAGUGACUGGCCUCAGGACGCGUCUAAGCGACGACGAGGUGCAGCUGCAAUUAGCGCUCAGCAUUCCCAAAAUCAGAGCGGCCGCCAGGUACCGGUCCAGCGGGACCUUGAUUUUGGUACAGGCGAGCGGCGCCGGCGACUACUGGGGCGAAUACGACGGCGUCAAGGCCAAGGUCUUCAUCAGGGCGAAGCCGUUUAUGGCUCAAGGUUACCGUUAUCUCAGGUUGCAGCAGUUAAAAAUGGACUUCAGUGUGCAGAAUAUCAAAAUGGGCGUCGAGAAUGUGCGCGACAGCAAUCCCAUACUGCUGGCGGCGCUGAAUCUCUUCAUCAACAGCAACAGCCAGGAGCUGCUGAAGGAAAUGAAACCGGACCUGCGAAGGAAGCUGGUACAAGUAAUGUCGGCCUUCGUGGAGAAGCUGUUCGCCCAGGUUCCGUACGACGCCUGGAUCACGGAUUAAGACGCUGGCGGCUAACGAGUCGCCGAUAGGAAAAAUCGAUCAUCGUCACUUAGUUCGGGGAAGAAAAGGGAAGAACCCGAGGCGACGAAGGCACUGUUCUCGUAGUACAA